AUGACGACGAGAAGCAGAACUACUACUACAACUACUACUCCUACCGCAGAAAACGCAUCGUCGUCUGAAUCGUUACUUUUGUCCUCGUUCAAAGUCCACCCGACGGUGUUGCUCUCUUGCACGGACCAUCACAAACGAACGACGAGAGAGAAGACUGACGAUGAAAAGACGAGGAAGAAAAACGCGCUCGGCGCGGCGGGUUUACUCUUAGGGCACAGAGGUGGUGGUGAAGAAGGAGGACAAGGAAGAGGAGGAGACGCGUUAGAGGAAAAGAAGAGCGCAACAGCAACAACAGGCGCUGGGGAAGAGUUUUGUGUUUCAAUCACGAACUGUUUCGAGAUUGAGUACUACGGCAAAGAAGAAGACAAAGACAAAGACUACGUCGUCGACGCGGAAUUCCUCCAAAGAAUGCGAAACAAUUACAAACAAACGUUUCAAGAUUUAGAAGUCGUCGGGUGGUAUUUCUGCUCGGUUUUCGAGGAGGAGGAGAACGAAAAAGACGAAGAAGAGAAGAAGACGUUUCAGCGAAGAGUGCACGAACAAAUAGGAGAGUGCGUGAAAGAGGUGAUAGAUUGUCCGAUGGUUUUGUUGACCGUAAACGCGAAAGUAGUCGUGCGCGGAGGAGACGGACGUGGGAAAGAGAACGAGGAGGACGAAACAAACGCUGAAAAAAAGCGCGCGGCGUUACCGGCGAAAUUGUACCGUUAUGAAGAGACGGACGAAACGUUCAAACCUAUCGCGUACGGGAUUGACGCGAGCUCGGCGGAAAGAGUCGCGUCAGACCACGCGUCCAAAGCGACGGAAAAGACAGAGUUGGAAACGAAAGAGUCGAGAGUGUUGGCGUAUUUGACGGAGCAGAGAGUCAGCGUAAAAGCUUUGAGAGAUCGAAUCGGGACGAUGUUGGAGUUUUUAGAGAAGGAAGUAGCCGGCGAGAAUGAGGAGGAAGACGACGCGUUGAGAUUUGAAAUUUUGCGUCGCUUAAACGCCAUAUGCGCGCAAAAAGAUACCCAACUUCCAAACACAGAUAAAGCCACUCGCGAGAAGAGCGACGCGGCUUUGAUUGAAACGUUAACCAAAUUGACCAAGGCGUGCGCGGAUACGGAAAGUUUCGCGAGAAGGUUUAACGCGGCGUAUAAGAAAGAGGACAUCGAUUCCUCCUCUAAUGGUGGAAUCGGCCACAUUGGUGGUAUAGACGAGAAGUUUUUUGGUGGUGUCGGAUUAAUGGAACGCUUCGAGCACCGCAUACCUACGAUACCGGGCGCUUCGCGAAGAGGAGGGGAAGGUACCGGCGGCGGCGGCCCAGCCUCGCUUCGUUCGAGAAGACAACAAGCCGCCGCGGCGAGUAGCAUGCAAAUAGAUUGA
This is a messenger RNA of Bathycoccus prasinos, 1362 nucleotides long. RefSeq lists its product with no specific name. Lineage: Eukaryota; Viridiplantae; Chlorophyta; Mamiellophyceae; Mamiellales; Bathycoccaceae. The record is from RefSeq and is a predicted model, not a curated record. The transcript has a single exon. Gene Ontology annotation, molecular function: protein binding; metallopeptidase activity. Gene Ontology annotation, cellular component: COP9 signalosome. Bases 1 to 1362 code for a protein of 453 amino acids.